This is a messenger RNA of Chelonus insularis, 2323 nucleotides long. Its product is annotated as zinc finger protein Elbow-like. The coding region runs from base 628 to 2181 and encodes 517 amino acids. Gene Ontology annotation, biological process: negative regulation of DNA-templated transcription. The transcript has 2 exons. Gene Ontology annotation, cellular component: nucleus. The record is from RefSeq and is a predicted model, not a curated record. Lineage: Eukaryota; Metazoa; Arthropoda; Insecta; Hymenoptera; Braconidae.
GUCCGCAUUGACAAGUUUGUUGGUGGAUUGUUGUAGGUUCUUAUAAUUAGUCGCUAACAGUUUUACUACUUUUCAUCGCCGUCAAACAUCAUAGAAGUGUAAAUUAACUACUUUUUGUGUUUUUUCAUGUAAAAAAAAAUUAAUUAAAAUAAAUGAAACUCUGUUUAAAAUUGUUUAUUAAAUUUAGUAAUAAAUGAGUAUUUAUUUAUUCCACUGUUUAAACAUUUAAUAAUUAAAAGAACCAAUUAUGCAGUGAAUGGAGUUUAACUAAUUAAAGGAUUAAAAAAAAAUAAAACAAACAAUAAUUGAAGCGAAAAUCAGUUGGAUAUGAAAUAAAUAAUUCAGUUUAAGUAAUUAUUUAUAAAUAUUGCAGAUGGAAAAUAAAAGAAUUAGUGAAAAGUCCGGAUUUAUAUGUUUGUUGUCAGAUAAUCUGAAAAUAAAAAAAAACACCACAAUUAAUUCAUUUACUUUAUCUUUAUAUAAUAUAUGCAUACAGUGAACAGUGUUGGUUGGAAUGUAGUGAUUAGUUUGAAAAGUUUGUAGAGAUAUAAUCGAAUGGGUAACUUGUGUAUGACAAAUGUGUCAAUAAAUCAUUGAUGAAUUGAUUAAUUGAGUUUUCUUUGUAAAAUGUUAAUGUCCAAUGCAAAUCAGUAUCUCCGUCCGGAAUACCUCACGCCACUACCAACCACGUUGGAUGCUAAAAAGAGUCCAUUGGCUCUACUAGCUCAAACAUGCAGUCAAAUCGGAGCAGAUACAUCAUCAAAACCUUUGCUGACAUCAUUGGACAAAUCAAAUUUAAACAAACCAUCAAAAACUGGAGAAAAAUUUGAGUCGAAAGACAAAUCGUCCCCUCAUGCUAAUAUUAAUGCAUCAGAGACUGUGAAAUCCAGCUUUAAACCAUAUGAGUCAUGUGUCACCAGAGACAAAACAUCCAGUCCUGAAGAACCUGUACGAGCACCUUCAAGUCAAUCAACGUCAGGUCGAUCAAGAACACCAGGAAAUAGCAGUAAACGAUGUUCGAGUAAUCAGAGUGCUUCAUCAGCAAGGGCGACUACUCCUCAGGGUCGUAAAACUGCUACGCCAAAUGGAAAUGAACAAACUCGUGAAUCACCGGCAUCAAGAACCAGCAGUUCAGACAUUUCAUCAUCGCAAAUCUACCAAGUUCCACGAAGUGAUAGUUCUCCUUAUCUAAAACCAACAUUCAGCCCCUCGCUGACAAUUACUGAUCCGUCGAUCAAGGAUUUCCCUCUAGGGACGUUUAAACCUGGUUCAAGUGUCAGUUCAAGUAUACCAACAGCAGCUGCAGUUUCUUCAGCUUAUCUCAGUUACCCACCCCAACUGCCUAUUGAUGUAAUGGCAAGCUCAUUAGUCUCUCAGCAUCACGCUACAUUGAAAAAUGGGUUGGGAAAUUCAUUUCUAAGCUAUGCACGUGUAAAAAACUCAUCUGGAACAGAAAGCCUCGUUCCUGUUUGUAGAGAUCCCUACUGCACCGGCUGUCAGCUUAACUCUCAUCUACUUGCGGCAAGUUCAACCGCUACGACAACGACAGCGUCUACAAACAGCAAAUUAGUGAACACAACAACUAGUGUCGGUAUUGGUAAUGUUAACAACCCCAACCCAUCCUGUCUUGCUGGUUGUGUUCAAUGUGAUCACAAACCCGUUACAAAUCUGUACGGAUCAGUGGGUUCUGCUGCUCAUGUCAAUGCAAUGGCUGCCUAUGCACAUGCACAAUUAGCCGCUUUAGCAGCAGCAUCACAACUACCCUACAUUUGCAACUGGAUUGCUGGAGAUACUUCAUACUGUGGCAAGAGAUUUUCCACUUCCGAAGAAUUGCUUCAACAUUUGAGAAGUCACACCAGUGUAUCAAGUGAUCCAUCUAUCAAUACUGCUGCUGCUCUAUCCUUUUUCAACCCAACAGCUGCUGGACUACCUCCAAAUCACCCUUUAUUUUCUAGGACGUAUCCCACUCCACCUUUAAGUCCACUAGCGACAGCCCGUUAUCACCCUUAUGGAAAAGCUUCCCCUUUAUUACCACCCUCGUUAUCCUCUCUUGGACUAACAAUACCUCCAACUCCUCCACAUCCUGUGGCUGUUGCUGCAUCAUUACCUCCAUACUUAUCACCCUACUCCCUCUACAGUACUGGUCCACGACUUGGCGCUACUUCCAGCCUUCAUCACUGAGUGCUACUUGACUUUUAACAUCCAAUUGCACUGGGUUCAAAUGUCUAACUGUGAUUUUACCGGGUUCGUGCUUGUAAUAAUAGCGAUCCUGUCUGUUGUAUUUUUUUUCUAGUAAAAACUUGUCUGUGAAAUAUGAGAUAAA